This is a messenger RNA of Cinara cedri, 5706 nucleotides long. Lineage: Eukaryota; Metazoa; Arthropoda; Insecta; Hemiptera; Aphididae. The record is from the annotation of a GenBank genome assembly.
GUAGACCCCUCACAGGUACAUAUAAUUUAAUUAUAAAUUAUAUCACUGUUGUUUUCCUACUUUCCGUUUACAAAUCUGUAAGUGCAUGUCUCAUAAAGUAGUGCAACAGUAUAUUAUAGUAGGUAUUGAGAUCAAAAACAUAUUGCAAUGUAUUAAUAUGUCUAUGAUUGAGAUUAAAAGUAUGGAAGAGUAGUAUGGUACUUACAAUAUGAGAGUACGCCAGUUUAAACUAUGUUCGGUUAGGGCUAACAAAACAUUUACGAGAUAUCGUAGACUGUAGAGCCCGGUUCUCAGUUUCAUACGGCCAAACAUUUUAUAAAAUAUUCGACGAUGUGAUUAGGGUUGCCAACUUUAAAACUGUGUGUUGUAGGACAGUUUUUUUUUAUAUCUUAUGUUAUAUCAUAGGUCGUUUAAUAAAAAAUGUAAUGUCAGUAGAAUAAUAUUACUAGCCACUAGGUAUCUAUGACUUAUAUAAAAUAAUCUUCAGCAUUUUAUUUUUACCUUUUUUUUCUAAUCUUUAUUUACUCUUUAGUUAACAUUCUUACAAUUUAUUAGAUAUACAAAUUCAAUAUUUAGUAAAUAGAUAGUCAGGUAAGUGCAUAUUUAAAAUAUAUAUAAAUUACAAUGUUUACCUAUAAUGAAAUAUUACCUAAUUCUAUUAAUAUUUGAUUUUUCAUACAAUAAUUAUUAAAUCUUAAAUAUAAAUAAUAGAAUAGGAAAAUUUAACAAAUCUGUAACAAAUUCAGAUAGAUACUUAGUAUAUCAUAAUUAUUUAUUAUCUUGAAUUAUACUACAGUAGGUAGUGAUGAACGAUAACUUAAUACAAUCAAAAGAUAUAAGUAAUAGUGGACUAUUAAAAGGUAUUAUAUCAUAGAUCUUAAACUAUAACCUAAUAAAGUUUAUACCUAUAAUAACAUUUGAAAUGUAGGAUUGUCCUACAUAAAGUAUAAAACGUUGUUUGAUGUAGGAUAAUCAAAUAAAUGUAAGACUGUUGGUAACCCUAGAUGUGAACCGGGCUUAAAAGUUUUAUGGAAUAUCCAUAUCGAUACAUAUAAACAAUGUGUAUUGAUACACUUUGCUAUAAACCUUGGUAGGUACAUAAACAAGUAUAAACCGCCACGAUUGGCGCCGUCGCGCGCCGUGAACAUAGAAUAUAAUAUGAAGUAUUUACAUGUUUCUAGUCCAUGAAAAUAAUUUAUUCUUUUUGUUCCCGAUAUUUUUAUUGGUGGAAAUUUGAUCUCAAGAUUUAAUAAUCUGGUAUAAAUAUUGUUAUCACAACUGGGUUUUGUCCUCCAAAUUUGAAAUAUUCUUAUCAGUCGUUAUUUCCGUUUUUGUGCAUUGUAAAUCGUUUGUGCUCGUCCGAUUGGCCGAACAAGGCCACACACAACAUUUGGUCGGUUGACGGUCCUAGGAUGAUUUUUUUUUGCUUUUUUCGCAUUAACGUACACUUUGAGAUUUAGAUAAGACGUACUUAGGACACUACCAUAACCAUGUCAACGAAUGUGAUUUCCAACUCUGGUAAAGUGUUCAAUGACAACAUACAUGGACACAUUUUGCUUCAUCCACUGUGUGUGAAGAUUAUAGAUACUCCGGAAUUUCAAAGGUUGCGGUACAUUAAACAGCUUGGUACCACGUAUUUAGUUUACCCAUGUGCAAGCAUCAAUCGGUUCGAACAUAGUAUUGGGUAAGUUUUUAUGAUUUUUUUUUUUUUGUAUUAAUACAUAAAAUACUGUUAUUUUAAUAUUAACAUUCAAUGUAUAUUCUUGUUUAUAUUUUUUUUCUUUUUCAGUGUUUGUUAUUUAGCUGGCCAAAUGGUUGAUACUUUAUGUAGAAAUUCGGUUGAUAUUACUGUUACUCCUGAAGAAAAACUUUGUGUUGAAUUGGCAGGUCUUUGUCAUGAUCUUGGACAUGGCCCUUUGUCACAUACUUGGGAGAGAUAUCUGAAGACUUCUGGUUUCAGCUGGAAGGUAAAUAGCUAACAAUAUGAAAAUCAAUGUUAUAUUAAUUCUGUUUUAUAAGUUUAUACCUAGUACAUACUAGGUUACAGAUCUAUAAUAUAUAACUAUAUAUAUGUAUAUUUUUUUUUAUUGGUAAAGACCCGAAACAAUUUAAUAAUUUAUUAUUGUAUGCACCAAAACAAUUAUUUUACUGAUAUAAAUGCAUAAUGGCUUACCCUAAUUAUGUUAUGGUAUACUGUUUUUAUGCAAGUAUUGAUAUUGAAACUAUAAUAUUAACCUUUUACAGUAUUAUUAUAACGUAAAUUAUUAUUAAUUCUUUGUAUUAAUGUUUUAUUAGGUUUUUAUUGAUGUAUAUUAUUUCAGCAUGAAGAAUGUUCAAUUGAAAUGUUUAAGUAUAUAAUAGAAAAGUAUGACUUUGAAAAAGAGUUUAAGAAAUAUGGAUUAAAUGUGGAAUAUCAUGUUGAAUUGAUAUGUGAAUUUAUUAGCGGAGUAGGAAAUUUAUUAACAGACAAUCAUUUCUUAUAUCAAGUAAUAUAAAUUGUUCUUUAUUAGUUAAAUUUAUUGUUUUUUAAUUUAAUUUACUUAUGUUUUAGAUUGUAUCCAACAAAGACAAUGGCAUUGAUGUUGAUAAAUGGGAUUACUUUUUACGUGAUGGAAACUGUUUAAAUUUGAACAUCUCAUUUGAUUAUAAAAGACUGAUGCAGUUUUCUAGAAUUCUGGUCAACCCAAAAUCCAAUCCUCCGAAACAAGUUAUUGCGUUCAGGAAUAAAGAGGCAAGGAACAUAUAUGAUAUGUUUAGAGUGAGAACUGAUUUACAUCUGAGAGCUUAUCAACAUAAAACGGUCCAAAAUACAGAAUUAAUGUAAGUAAAUUUUCUAUUUAAUAAAAUGUCAAUGCAUACAUUUUGUUAUAUUUUUAUUGGGUACAUACAAUUAUUAUACAAAAUAGUUAUAAAUUUAAAAUAAAUAAUUGUAUAAUAAUUGUUCUUUACUGUUUUAGACUUAUUGAUGCACUAUUAAAAGCAGAAAAUUAUUUUACUAUACAAAGUUCAUCUGGUGAUAAGUAAGUUUUUACAAAAAUAAUUUAUUUUGUAUAUAAUUUUAUUAUAUUAUACAUAAUUUUUUUGAAAUAUAUUAAAGUAAUAUGAUACAAUAAAUGGUAAACAGCAUUAUAUUUCUGUAACAAUUCUUUGUAUAUGUUACCAUCACAGUUGACAACUGUAAUAUUACUCAACCAAAAUUAAACAGUACACUUUGUAAGCAAAUAUGAUUUAAUUUUUUUUUUUAGAUUAUAUUUGAAUGAAGCUCACACAAAUAUCGAAACAAUGUCUUAUUUGACUGACCACAUUUUGUGUGAUAUUCAAUUUAGUCAUGAUCCAAAUUUAGAAGAAGCAAAAAGUUUGUUAAAUAGAUUACUCACUAGAAAUUUAUAUGUAUCUAUUGGAUCGUACAAUUUAACAUUAGUGAGUAUAAUUUUUAAAUUUAUACUUAAUAUAACUACCUGUAUUUGUAUUAGUGGAUAAAGUUGAGAGGGAUGAGUCUUCCUUUUAUUUCAGGUAAAAUUAUCAUUCUCUUUUAGUUAAAGUCUCUGAAGUCCUAGGAGACAUUAAGUUAUGGUCAUAGAUAUUUAUAAUGGAAUUUUAUACACUAAAUUUUUUUUAAAAUAAAUUCUUUAAUACCUUUAGGUUACACGCAAUCAGGCUCUAUUUUUACAGAGUAGACAUAUAUAUAAGAUCAUGAUUGAGGGGAGUGCCGUUUAGUGGUGUAUAUAAAAAUUGAUUUGAGAUAGGGUUAUAAAAAAAACUUUGGUUUUAGUUAAUACAUAGAUUAAAUAAAUUCUUAAACACGCACGUGUGCCAUACAAACCAUACAUUUUGGGGAGGGAGUUUAACCCCCAAAACCCAACCCUGUGUACAUUACUGGUGCUGUUUAUUUUUAAACUCUUUUAGUAUAACAUUUUUAUGAUCAAAUGUGUGUAAUAGAAAAAUAUUUUAGAAGUCUGUGAUGAGUUUCCUAAAAGUUUGGUUAGGUUUAGUUAGGUCUCAGGAAUGCUCUUCAAUUUAUAUUUAUAAUAUAUUCAAAGUUCAACCACUGAUUUGUAUGGUUAUUGUAAUAUGAUUAUUGGCUAUACUCUAUACAUAUGUAUAAUAUAAAUACAUAGAUAAAAUAUAAUUUCAUAAAUAUCAAAAAAGUUUAUAACAUGUUAUUUUAGCAUCUUUAACAUAUUAUAUAAUAUAAUAUUUGGUGUAGAUUAAUAAAGAAACUUAUGAAAAACCGUUUGAUGUUGACAAGUUAAUAAAAAAAUUAAAGAAUGAACUUGAAAAACAAUUUGAAAUGGAAUUUGGCGUUUCAACCACUUGGCUUAACUGUGGUUCACCAUUAAAAAAUCCAUUAACAAAUGUACUGUUCUUCAAAAAACCAUUAAAUGACAGUGAAGACAUUAUAUUGGAUGAUACUCAGUAUCAAAAUUUAUAUCCUAUGAAUGAGUAAUACUUAAUUUUUACUUUUUAAAAAUAUUUUUAACACUGUUAACUGUUUUAUUAAUAAGUUAUGAAUAUUUUCAGAUUAGAAUUUUUCAAACGAGAAAUCAAUGUCUUUAGUAAAUUGCUUACAGUAAAUGAUAGUGUAUUAAAAGAAAUUAAUAGUGUUUGUUAUUCUUUUUUAAAAUAUUUCAGGCCAUAAUGUAAGUUCAUAUAAUUACUUGAAUAUUAGAUGCAUAAACUAUAAAUACUACAUAUUACAGCAAACUAAUAUUAUUAAUUUUAUAAUAAAUGUAUUACAUUAAUUAUAUACAAAAUAGUUAUAAUUAAUAAAUUGUUAAUAUUUUUCUUAUAAGGUUACAGUAAACUGGUUCGAGUGUGCAUUCAAUUAAAACCAAAUGACUGGACUAUUCAAUCUAUUCAAUCAGACUAUGAUCAAAUAUUAAUGAAUAACAAUUUAUUAAUUAAAGACACAUUCUUUUUCUUUACAAUACAUAUGUUUUUGUUUUACUUUUGUUGUUUUUUUUUUUUAAUUAUUUGUUUCAACUAAUUGUUUUGUAAUUGUGAAUCGGUGAUACUCUUUCUCAUGUAUACAAUCUAGUUCCAACUUACAAUCAUUUAAUUGAUCGGAUUAUAUUUAGUUUUUUUUUAUAAUUAUUUAUUUAUUUUUUGUAUAAUUUAAUUUUUACCAAAUUUGUGGUAAAUUAAAUCUAAACAUUUUGCAAUUUAUUUAUUUUUUGUUUAUAUUAAAAAUUAUUAACACUGAAAAGAUAAUUGUUGAAUCUAAUUUCAUGUAUUUAGAAAGUAAGCAAAGAAAAAUCCUUUGUCCAUAUUAAAUUUUUUUAACAAAAGAAAAAAUAUAUGAGUGUGCCACCGUUGUAAAUUGAUAGUUAAGAUAGAAUACAUAGUUAUAUAAUUUAUAUCUGUAUGCAACGGAUAAAUCACUUCUAACAAAUUUCUUUUAAUAAAGUGCAUUUCUAAGCGUUUUGAAAUACCAUGAUUUUUGUCCAAAUUUUACGUUAAAAUGUUUAUAAAACAAAAUUGAGUACAUUAAAUUCAACAUUUUUUCACCUGUAAGUAUAACUUAUUAUAAAUUUUGUGUAUAAUUUUCAAACAAUUUAUCUAUAAAAAUUCAUUAAUCCACAUAAAACUAAAUAAAAGGUAAAAAAACUUAAAAUCGCUAAAAUAUUUUGAAAGUUAUACUAUGUUUAGGAAAUAUAAGUAUUCUGUGACAAUUUUAGAAUUACUUGAUAAACAACAAAAAUCCAA